AUGGAGCAGAAGCAAGGGAUCCGAUUCCUCGUUCUCUCCGACACCCAUGAUAAUGCAUUCCCGGAUCCAGCGACGCUUCCCGAGGCCGAUGCCAUCAUCCACUGCGGCGAUCUAACCAUGAUCGGCGGGCUCUCAAAUUAUCGACGCGCCCUCGAGUCUCUCGCAUCUUGUCCUGCUGAGAUCAAGCUAGUCGUUGCCGGCAACCACGACGUGUCUCUCGAUGCUCGGUGGUGGGAUGAGAAUCUCGACAGCGACGACGAUCAAGAUGAACCAGCUCAUGUACGAGCGCUCUUUACAUCAGAGGUGUACGCCAGCCGCGGUGUGCGUUAUCUCGACGAAGGCACGCAUCAAAUCACCCUCCGCGACGGGCGCACGUUCAAAGUCUAUGCAUCACAAUACACCCCAGCAUUUGGUGGCUAUGCCUUUGGCUACAACCCCGAGAACGACCGUUUCAACGCCAAAGGAAGUGCUGUCAGGAUACCAGACAACGAAAACAUUGACCUUGUGAUAACACACGGGCCGCCCCGGCCCUCUCCGUCCCAUCUCAAGGCAGGGCAAGCGUACCGGUUGGACCUCAACUGGAAGCAGCAGCGGCAGCAGCACCUCGGAUGUCCACGGCUAUGGAGGGCUAUAGAGCGGGUCAAGCCCAAGCUGCAUUGCUUUGGCCACAUCCACGACGGACACGGUGCCCAAAUAGCUCGAUUUCACAAUGGUUCAGAACCGAUCAUCGUAGACGCGGAGGCAGUCGAAAAGGAAGGCGCUCUCCACAUUAGCGGCAUGAAAGGAACAACGCUGCUUGUGAAUGCAGCCAUCAUGAGACAUGGCGAGGAGGAACACAACAAGCCCUGGAUGGUAACGGUGACGCUCUGA
Messenger RNA from Clonostachys solani, 870 nucleotides. Lineage: Eukaryota; Fungi; Ascomycota; Sordariomycetes; Hypocreales; Bionectriaceae. The record is from the annotation of a GenBank genome assembly.